UUGGAGGCGAUCCUGAUCCAGUUCCUUUUCUCUAGUCGCUGUCUGGAAUCGGUGACUUUUGAAUCUUAGUGGAGUGAUCGUUAUCUUCAUUCGACGUUGAUUCUUCUCCGCGUUGUUAGUUUGUUACUCCUCCCCCCGGUGCUGGAGGCUCGAUCCAUAUCAAUUGGUUCGAGAUCCGAGCCAAGCACGACUCUCUUUUCACGGUUUGGAAUUAGAUCCUGUGUUGCAGUCACACAUAUGGCAUCGGAUGAGGGUAUGUUGACGGACGGACAGUGGAAGAAACUGGAGUUAGCAACUCUGAAGAGCGCUGAAAACUUGUCAUCCUCCCCAAAGUCUCAUCCUUUAUUCGCUGAUCUCAACAUAAAGUCUCCCACUGGUGGCAAAGGACCCGUAGCUGGGCUCCCUUUUAGGCACGUGCGUCGGACUCACUCUGGCAAGCAUAUCCGUGUUAAGAAAGAGGGUGCUGGUGGAAAAGGAACUUGGGGAAAGCUUCUUGACACUGAUGUUGACUGCUUUGUAGAUAAAAACGAUCCCAAUUACGAUAGUGGAGAGGGAGCAUAUGAUGAACUUGUUGAUUCACCUGUGUCAGACCCCUUGGAUGAUUACAAAAAGUCUGUAGUUUCCAUCGUCGAGGAGUACUUCACCACCGGUGAUGUGAAAGUGGCGGCCUCCGACCUCAGGGAGCUCGGUUCGACUGAAUAUCAUCCUUACUUCACAAAGCGGCUUGUCUCUAUGGCCAUGGACAGGCACGAUAAGGAGAAGGAAAUGGCUUCUGUCUUACUCUCCGCCUUGUAUGCUGAUGUGAUUUCACCUGAUCAGAUCAGGGAUGGGUUCAUAAGACUCCUCAGAUCCGUUGAUGACCUUGCCGUGGACAUACCUGAUGCUGUUAAUGUCCUCGCCUUGUUUAUCGCCAGGGCUAUCGUUGAUGAGAUCCUCCCUCCUGUUUUUCUAGCUAGGUCUAGGAAGAAUCUUCCGGAGUCUUCGAAAGGUUAUCAUGUUGUUGUGACCGCGGAGAAGAGCUACCUCUCGGCUCCUCACCACGCGGAGCUAGUGGAGAGGAAAUGGGGAGGUAGCACUCACACCACGGUGGAAGAAACGAAGAAGAAGAUAUCUGAGAUCUUGAAGGAGUACGUGGAGAACGGAGACACUUACGAAGCAUGUAGAUGCAUCAGAGAGUUAGGUGUCACGUUUUUCCAUCACGAGGUGGUGAAGAGAGCUUUGGUUCUGGCUAUGGAAUCUCAAGCGUCCGAGCCGCUCAUACUAAAGCUGUUGAACGAAGCUGCUGAAGAAGGUCUGAUCAGUUCGAGUCAGAUGGUGAAAGGGUUCAACCGAGUCGCGGAGUCUCUGGAUGACCUGGCUCUAGACAUCCCUUGUGCUAGAAAGCUGUUUGAUUCUAUAGUUCCCAAGGCUAUCUCUGGAGGCUGGCUCGAUGAUUCGUUUAAGGUAACAUCUGAUCAAGAUGGAGGGGUAUCAAGUCAAGACGAGAAGCUAAGACGGUACAAGAAGGAUACGGUGAAUAUAAUUCAAGAAUAUUUCUUAUCAGAUGACAUUCCUGAGCUAAUCCGCAGUCUUGAAGAUCUAGCAACGCCUGAAUACAACCCUGUGUUUCUAAAGAAGCUUAUAACACUCGCUCUAGACAAGAAGAACAGAGAAAAGGAAAUGGCAUCGGUUCUUCUAUCUUCUCUCCACAUGGAGUUAUUCUCAACAGAAGAUUUCAUCAACGGUUUCAUCAUGCUCCUUGAAUCCGCAGAAGACACGGCUCUAGACAUCAUGGACGCAUCAAACGAGCUCGCUCUGUUUCUAGCUAGAGCCGUGAUCGACGACGUCUUAGCUCCGCUUAACCUGGAGGAGAUCUCAACAAAGCUGCCUCCAAAAUCAACGGGGACAGAAACAGUGCGCUCGGCGCGGUCUCUCAUCUCAGCCAGACACGCAGGGGAGAGGCUGCUGAGAAGCUGGGGAGGUGGGAGCGGGUGGAUAGUGGAAGAUGCAAAAGACAAGAUCUCGAAACUUUUGGAGGAAUAUGAAAUGGGAGGGGUAACAUCAGAGGCUUGUCAAUGUAUCCGUGAUCUAGGGAUGCCGUUUUUCAACCACGAGGUGGUGAAGAAAGCUUUGGUGAUGGCGAUGGAGAAGAAGAAUGAUGGGUUGCUGAAUCUGCUCGAGGAAUGUUUUGGUGAAGGAUUGAUUACGAUGAACCAAAUGACAAAAGGGUUUGGUCGUGUUAAAGACAGCCUUGAUGACUUGUCGCUUGAUAUACCUAACGCGAAAGAGAAGUUCGAGUUGUAUGUUGGUCGUGCCAUGGACAAUGGCUGGAUCCUUCCUGAGUUUGCUGCAAUCAGUGAUGAGUGAGUGCGAGUCUCUGGAAUUUCUUUAUAUAUAUUAUGGUAACUAUAUAUAUAUUAUAUAAUAUGUUUUUAUGAAUGAAUUUGUUUGGUAGAUAAAAAUAAGAUGUUCAUAGUUUUUACAUUUGUUUGGUUCUUGUAUUGUGUUGUUGUCUUUGUAUUGAUAUAUCUUUUUUUUAUUAGUGUGUUCUAAUUUGUAAUGGAUUACAUUACAUUAUAAAAGUUGCUCUCUCCUUAAAGCCA
Raphanus sativus (radish) is the source of this 2582-nucleotide messenger RNA. Its product is annotated as MA3 DOMAIN-CONTAINING TRANSLATION REGULATORY FACTOR 1. Gene Ontology annotation, biological process: negative regulation of DNA-templated transcription. The record is from RefSeq and is a predicted model, not a curated record. Bases 238 to 2346 code for a protein of 702 amino acids. The transcript is spliced from 4 exons. NCBI's taxonomy places the organism in Eukaryota, Viridiplantae, Streptophyta, Magnoliopsida, Brassicales, Brassicaceae.